AUGAACGCCGUCCAGAUGGUAAGCUUCGAGACUAAGCCAAAGAUGUCAUCGGACCCCAAUACUCCCUCUUCAGUAUCCUCCACACAGGAAGCACACUACAAGCCCAACGGCGAGGACCAGAACCUCUCCAAUGCGGCAUCGCCGCGUGUGGUGAAGUCUGUCACCCACGACGGCGAAUUCGUGACCAUAGGUGACCAGACGUUCCGUCGCCAAGAUCUGGCCAAUAUCUUUGUCAACGACCUGGACUCCGAGACGUAUCGCAGGCGACCACGCGUGCAGCGGUUGGCGAACCCGGUACCGUUGGGGCUCGCGUCGUUUUCGUUCUGCUGUUUGGUGCUAUCGCUUGUGAACGCGCGCGUGCGCGGCGUGACGGUGAACCAGCUGCUUGUCUCGUCGUUUCUGUUCUUUGGCGGAGCAAUCGAGCUGUUUGCGGGGCUUCUGUGCUUCGUGACGGGCGACACGUAUGCGAUGACGGUGUUCAGUGCGUUCGGCGGGUUCUGGAUCAGCUGGGGGUGCGUGUUUCUGGAUCAGUUCGGCGUUGCCGCCGCGUAUGCGGAUGAUCCCAAGAUGUUCCAGAACGUCACCGGGUUCUUUCUGGCGGGGUGGGCGGUGUUUACGUUUCUGGUGUGGCUGUGUUCGAUGAAGAGUACGUGGGGGCUGUUCCUGCUGCUGGGGUUUCUCGAGUUGACGUUCUUGAUGCUGUGCAUUGGAUCGUUUAUUGGGAACGAUAAGUGUCUGAUGGCAGGCGGCUAUUUCGGAAUCCUCAGCUCCUGUUGUGGCUGGUACUCGUUGUACUGUGGUAUCUCGAACCAGGACAACGGGUAUAUACCAUUGAGAGCUUAUCCGAUGCCCAACGCGGCCACUGUGUAA
Torulaspora globosa is the source of this 870-nucleotide messenger RNA. RefSeq names its product putative ammonium permease ATO3 (gene ATO3). NCBI's taxonomy places the organism in Eukaryota, Fungi, Ascomycota, Saccharomycetes, Saccharomycetales, Saccharomycetaceae. The transcript has a single exon. Bases 1 to 870 code for a protein of 289 amino acids. Gene Ontology annotation, cellular component: plasma membrane. The record is from RefSeq and is a predicted model, not a curated record. Gene Ontology annotation, molecular function: acetate transmembrane transporter activity.